Molecule: messenger RNA, 7141 nt
Organism: Motacilla alba alba
Lineage: Eukaryota; Metazoa; Chordata; Aves; Passeriformes; Motacillidae
Gene: ACER3
Product: alkaline ceramidase 3
Exons: 11
Coding region: 109-912 (267 amino acids)
Biological process (GO): phytosphingosine biosynthetic process; ceramide metabolic process
Cellular component (GO): endoplasmic reticulum membrane
Source: RefSeq, a predicted model, not a curated record
CGGCCCCGCCCGCUCUCCCGCCGCCGCCGCUGCGCUCCGGGCCCGGCGCCCUUCUCCCUCCGCUGCCCCCGUGCCCUGGCUCCGCUCUAGCCUGGAGCGGGCGCCGCGAUGGCUCCGGCCGCCGACCGGGAGGGUUACUGGGGUCCGCCGACCUCCACCCUGGAGUGGUGCGAGGAGAACUACGCCGUCUCCUACUACAUCGCCGAGUUCUGGAACACAGUGAGUAACCUGAUUUUCAUUCUACCUCCAAUCUAUGGUGCGAUUCAGACCUAUAAAGAUGGCCUUGAAAAACGGUAUUUAGCUGCAUAUUUGUGUCUUACAGCUGUGGGAUUGGGAUCUUGGUGCUUCCACAUGACCCUGAAGUAUGAAAUGCAGCUGUUGGAUGAACUGCCAAUGAUAUACAGUUGUUGUGUGUUUGUCUACUGCCUGUAUGAAUGUUUCAAGUACAAGAAUACAGUCAAUUAUGCACUGCUUUUCUUGUUAAUAACAUACAGCGUCGUAGUCAGCAUAGUUUAUCUAGAUUUGAAAGAGCCUGUAUUCCAUCAGAUCAUGUAUGGAACACUAGUUUCCAUCAUAGUUCUAAGAUCUGUUUAUAUAGUAUUAUGGGUAUACCCAUGGCUUAGAGGUUUAGGAUAUACAUCUUUAACUGUAUUUUUAAUGGGAUUUUUUCUCUGGAAUGUGGACAACAUUUUCUGUGAUAAAUUGAGAGCAUUACGAGAGAAGAUGCCUCCUGUGGUGGGAGCUGUGACACAGUUUCAUGCAUGGUGGCAUAUUCUCACAGGCCUGGGUUCUUACCUUCAUAUCCUGCUAAGUUUAUACACAAGGACACUUUUCCUGAAACACAGGCCAAAGGUGAAGUUUGUUUUUGGAAUAUGGCCUGUUCUUCUCGUGGAGCCACCCAAGAACCUUUGACUGAGCCCUGGGCAGCCACACACGAUCACCUGGCCUGGCUGAAUAAAGCAUUUCAACAGUUACUCUGGCUGAAGUGUCAAAAUUAUGGAUCAAUCCAAGUACCAUUGCUAUUAAAGGACUCCUCUGUGCUACGAGGCCAGUCGGCCGGAACAGAGCAAAGAACUGGCACACUAGAGAAAUAGCACUUAGUACAGCUUUAUUCUAAGUUGUUAAAACAAAGAUUAAGACACAAGGGUUUUAUGUAUAUAUUGUACAGCUGAUGAUAUUGAGGUAAUAUUUCGUGCUGGUCACAGAAAACUAACCAUUUUUGAAGUGGAUUGCAUACAUUUUUUCAUUCAGUUUUUGUUCUUUCUGUGGUCUAAACUAAUAUAUUAGUAACUGAAUGACAAAACCAGGCCAUUGAUGGCCAAGCUAAGCAUCUGUGAGGCCUAUAGUGAACUGAAUGCUUAACCCAAACUACUUUAACCUUGCACUUUUAUACAAUUAAUGAAGUAUGUAAUGGUUGAUUUAGGCCUUUAUUCUACCUUGCUUUUCCACAGCCUCCUUUGCAAUUUACAUUUUAAGCAAAAGGAUUGGGAUACCUGUGCCAUUUAGUUCAUUUUUUUACCAAGCUUCCAUUUUUUCUUUAGUCCAACUGAGAGGUUCAUUGUGGAGGAUUUCCAAAGUGUGACCAGCAAAAGACACUGAAAUGGUGAAGCUUUAUAGGUAUUCCUGUUUGUGUCUGGGAGCUCAAUUCCUAAUUUUUUUUGACUAGUGAUUCAUUGCAAAACUGUGGAGUGACUGUAGAAACAUAAGAAACACUCUUUUUUAUUUUUUUUGACUAGUGAUUCAUUGCAAAACUGUGGAGUGACUGUAGAAACAUAAGAAACACUCUUUUUUAUUUUUUUGUAAUUGUUAUAUACAUACCUAACUUUUCUAUCCCAUUCUUUAACUUCCCAUUUCCCAUUCAUACUACAGAUUGACAAACACCUUAGAUGUGCUCUAGUUCAGCCUUGAAUUCAUCUUCUUACUUUACAAGUCUUAAAUAUUGGUGUGACUUUGAGAAGCAUCUUCUUAUUCAGAAACUUUGAAGGAGGAGUGAAGAACAAGACUGAGGCUGAGGAUAUCCCCAAAUACAAGGAGCAGUGCGUUGCUUGCUUUUUAUCUAUUGAGCUUAGUCUGUGAGAAAGCUGACCACCUUUUGAAACCAGACUUAGGGGAUUAAUGAGGGAGACAAACCCUGGUUUCUGUAAUUUUAAUCUACCCAGCUGAUGAAAGUUAGUAAGUAAAUUUAAAGAAAACAUUAAACUAGCACAGUUUUUCAAAAUAUACCUCAUAUGAAGGCUGUGAUUUUUGAUGCUGUUAAUUUUGGGCCAACAAACAGAGUCUAUCUCUGUGCCUACUUGCUGCCAUUCUAUGCAAUUUUUUUCUGCUUUUGAUGCUCUGAGAGAUUUGUCCUUCUUGCCAUGAAGAAAAAAAGGGAAGCACUCAGACUGAUCCAAAAUCCCAUUUUGUAUUGAUUUACAACGUGCUCACAGCAGCAAAGCAUGGUAAUGUAGCUGUAAAGCUGUCUCCCAGGUCUCAGAGUCCUGACUAUUGAACAAUCAGUGCUGGCUAAAAUGGUCUCCUCCCUUUUCUCUGUUUGCAGUUUCUCUGCAUCUUUCACAUCCAUCAGUAACUCUUCUAGUGAUGUGAACCUCCAAAUUACAAUGUGGCUUCUGUUAUAUGACAGCCCUGGACCCUUGAGAUCAAAUAACCCCAAACUGCAUUGGGAAAAGAUACUUAACCUUGAGUGAGUUCAGUGAGGUUUAAGCAUGUGCUGAUAGCAGUGCAGUUCAACCUGAACACCCUAUAAAGACACCUGAAGGGUAAUUUUAGAACAGCUUUGAUAUCAGUAGGCUCCAGUUCCAUAGACAAAGUCAGCAUCUGUGCUGGGAAAUUUGAGUGCUCUUCAGACUGAAAGAAGUUAGCAGAACUAGCACAGAGGUAGGAAAAAGCUGUAAUGGGUCAGAAGACAUAUUUUAAUUAAAUUUAAUUAUCCAGUAGACAUAUUUUUAUUAAAGAUAUUUGAGACCUGUUUCAAAAAUGUAGCUUGAAAACAAGUGCCUGCCUGUUCACCUCCAGGCUUUCUCAAGCAUUUUUCCGCACGCUGUAUCCCAUUUUCUUAUUUGAUAUGUUUACAUGUGUUCAUGAGUUAGGGAAGAAGUCUCGUAAGAGAAGCAGUGCAGCAGCAAGACAUAUCAACAGUCACUUGUGACAUCUGCUAGGUAUGAUACUAUUUUUAUGGAAAUGGAAAAAAACUAUAUUUUAGUGGCCUUAGUUUUGUUACUGAAGGAUCUGGGGGCUCUGUUUAGUUAAUUAAUUGCAAGAACCAGAGUGUCUUGAAAAGCCUCUUUCUUAUUGAUCAGGCAUCUCUACAAUGGUAUAUUUUAAAGAUAUUUGUUGAUUAUUCUACACAUUUGCAACUAGGAAGUCUAUGAUGGGGGGUUCAGAUCUUGUUGGAUUGAAUUGUCAGGAUUAAAAAAAAAUUGAAAAGCUCAUAUUUUAAUUUUAUAGUGCUGUUAGUUUUUCAUUUAUGAAUUGUUUGUUGUUGAUUUUUUUUCUUAAAAAAUAUAUGCAAUUUGGCUUCUUCCUGCAUUCUAAAUGAGCAAAAAUAUGCACACCUCUACCACCCUGCCAGAAGCCUUUCUUUCAACUGGUUAUAUUAGACCCUGAGGAAUAUAAUUUAUCUGUGGAUCCCUCUUAGCAUAAAUAAUCUAAAAUCAUGGGUGCUUUGGUUUGACUGCCUUACUGAUCUUGUGAGUGAUAUUGAAAAUGACAAGCUAGUUUUGACUACAUGUCAUUGAAAUUCAGACUGCCUUUUCUAGUGCCUGGAAAGACAUACAUUCUUACUCCUGUAACGUGUUAAAUGUCUGUUAAUUGCUUUUUAUUUAUAUCGCUUGUAUGACAAUGUUGAUUUGUUUUCUACAGACCUUAGAGCAGUAUAUCACAAACUUUUCCUGCACUACAUCUUAGCAAGUCAUGUAUGAUCCUAUUUUUUGAGUAGAAUUCAGACAGCAGCUACUUUAAAGAGAAUUAUGGAAGUAGCAGGUGUCAUUUGAUAUGAAUUCUGCAGAAUGUCUUGGACAGACUUGAUAACAAUGAAUCUUCUGUUCCUUAACAUCUAUGAAGAACCAGGAAAUCUGCUACAUAGGACCAUCAAUUUGACACAGAUGAGCAGUAAGUAGCUCUGCAGUCCAUGAGCUGAAAAAUUCUUUCUUGGAAAUAAGAGGAAAAACUUCAAAAUUAUUCUCACAGUACAGAUCAAACCCAUACCUUAUUCUGGAAAUUAAGAUUUUUUAGAUACAGCUCAAGAUAUGCAUUCUCCAGUGAGGAGGAAUCUCAUCCAUGUUUCAAAGGCAGUGCUGUUGGCUAGCAGUGUAAGUCAUCUCCAGACUUCAUUGUAAUGGUUUUUCUGUUAGCACAGGGCUGCUGUGCUGCCCAUGAGCGUUUAAAAACUCCUCCCAGUCAGAGUUGGAAUAUGCAGUGUUACCACUUGCCAGUCUACCUCUGUCAUGUAUUGUACCAUACCUGUGCCCUUAAUUGCAUUUGCCUGAAUGUGUGCUCUGAAUGAGCAGCCUUAGACCGUGCAGCCCCUGGGAGUGGCAACAGUGUUGUAUUGAUUUGUGGCUGACUCUGUUCACUGCCUGUAAACAUCCUCACUUGUUUGGUGUCUGUCACUUACAGCCUGUGCUCAGUCUGCCGCUCAUCUCUGUGUGAGUCUGGCUGCUUUAGAGAGAGAUUCGAGUAGGAGGACUUCAAUUCAGACAGGUGUAGUCAAAUCUUUUGGGAGGGAUAUAGUGGAAAAUAUUGCUCUAUAAUUAGUUUUAAUUCUCUUUUAAUCCUGUUCUGUGCUGUCUUGCUUGGCUAAAGCUGAAUUGUAUGAUGUGAAAUGCAGUUGAUUCUUUUGGCCAAUCGUGGAUUUGCUUCUAACACCUUAUUUCAAGCAGCUGAAUGUCUUUUUCAUCAAACACUUCCGUGUGAAUCUCAGCAGCAGAAAAUCCUCCCAAUACUACCGGUAUUUCUCGCAGUCACUAUCACCUUGUUUAAUCUGCAUUCAAGAAUUUCAGUAAUGCCAUUUUUUAAAACCUGUUUCUCUCUGUGGAUAUAGUACAGCAUUUUAAUAGCAGGUGGUGAAACAAUUCAGUGCAGAGGACCUGUAACAGAGCAGCAAUGCUGUUUUAUUUAGUAGACAUCAGAAUUCAGGAACACACAUCCAUUUUGGGGGAAUGUGUGCCCUGUAAUUUGGAUUAACAUAUUCAGCUAAAACUUUCAGUUUACUUUAAACCCCAUCUGCACUUUAUAAGUAGGCAGUGGGAGGCUUUAACUGCAAAGUGCUGUUUGGCUGUGAGACUUUACCAUGAAGAGGGAUAAAUGAUGGAGUCUUUAUUACACAUGAGCAGAGCAAAGCCAGAAGGAGAUUAAGAAAUCUUACAUGAAUAGAGAAUAACAAAAGAUUAAACACAGAAUCCCGUAGUAUUACGUCAACCACCCUCCUGGUAUCUGCACUUUGGAUACUUGAAUGUUUUGCUAUUUAACUUUCCAUGUUGACUACUGCUCUCUUCACCACAGAAGUGAUGUAGUUUCUGUUACAUUCAGUUCAUUGUAGAUGACUUGGGGGCUGCUUUAUGAGGAUGGAAUAUGACACAGGUUUUGUACAUGAAUGAAUGCAUUUCUGACCUAUCUGGAAUGUCUUCUGCCAACUUUGUUUGAAAGUCUGUAACCUAAAGAUGGAGAACUUUCUAUGUAACCAUUAAAAUUGGGUUUGGGUUUCUUUGUUCAGUUUCUCACGCACAACUGCCUACAGCUGCUAAGUGCCUGAUCUCAUGGUUACAAGGCUUUUCUGAGAGCUGGGGCUGUUUUCUUCUGAGUCUUUAAGACAAAGUCUUUGGUCAGUGGGGGUCAAUAUUUUUAAAAAAUCCUUCUGCAGGAAUCCCAGUGCUAUUUUUAGUGGCUUUCCUGUUAGUUAUCCAAUACGUGUCUGCCUCUGACUCAAACUUGCCUGGCUACCCACCUUCCUGAUGCUGUUGCAUCUCUCCAGGCUCUGAAAGCUGGGUGACGGAUUUAGCUGUACAGGAGGUGUUCAUUUUGGGUUGUGUAGUUCAGUGACAGGCAGUGUGAGGGCGCAGCAGUCAAGCAAGCACUUUAUGUGGAGCUCCCUUAUUGGAGCUCCCAGCCAGAUGCUCUAAGCAGGACUGGGGACAGGGGGAUUUGUGUGUACAGGUUGAGAGGCAGGUUUAGUACCUGAACCUCUUACUUUACUGCCGAACUCUCCCAUUUUACUUCUUGAAAUUUUUUAGGUUUUAUUAAGUAUGUAAUUGUAGGUUUAAGAAGAACCAAGUUCAGAGUUCAUUGGAGAUCCUAAAACAGUGCCUGCAAUUUUGGGUUUUUUGCACGUGUAUCACGCAAAUUGGUAAGAGCAGAUUGUUAAGAUUUUUUAAAAGGCAAAGAUAAAGGGUCUUUUGCUUAUUUGUUCACAGGAAUAGCUAUAAGCACAAUCUUAGAUUCCUUCUUUUGUCCCCAAAGCUCUGGAACAUAUAUAUGUUUCUCCAAAGACUGUGCUGAAUAAAAUGGCUCAUAGCAAAUUCUGUACCAAAAUGUUUUCCACAUUAAAGAUGUGGAAGAACUUUGUUUGUGUAUCCUAUUGUUCCCUGGAUUUUGGAAGAGAGGAUUUCAAGCAGCAUAAGCAGUAUUUACUCCUUAGACUGAACAGAAACUAAUUUUUCUCUUGAUUUUCCAAAUUGAUGUUGACUAUGUCAUGUUGAUUGUUGGUCUCAGCAUAAUGCACGGAUGAUGUUACAGUCUGAUCAAACACCAUCUGUCCACCUGGAGUGGACAUGAAAUCUGUUCGUUACCUGACCAAACUUUCUAACGUUGACACUAUGAAUUCUAACAUGUGGAUUUCUCUUCCUGAAAUGCAGUACAUUGUUGCAGAUAGAUAAUAACACUGUGACAGAUGAGUAGCCGUUGACUUGUAGAACACAGCUACACUGAGAAAUGCUUAUUGACAAUUUGAUACACCGAACUGACUCUUCCUACCAAACCAGCUGGUAACCAACAUUAGGCUCAUAUGUAUCAGCAUAUCUUGUUUUCCAAAGCACAGUAGCUUUGAAAUAUUUAAUAUGUUUCAUUUGUUAUUCAUGCUGCAGUCAAGCACUAAUUUGUGUCUUUAUAGUACAAACUAUUAAAGAAUUUUGUUUUAAAUACAACA